This is a messenger RNA of Colossoma macropomum (tambaqui), 2037 nucleotides long. RefSeq names its product limbic system associated membrane protein. Gene Ontology annotation, cellular component: neuron projection. The record is from RefSeq and is a predicted model, not a curated record. The transcript has 7 exons. NCBI's taxonomy places the organism in Eukaryota, Metazoa, Chordata, Actinopteri, Characiformes, Serrasalmidae. Bases 925 to 1938 code for a protein of 337 amino acids.
UGUUGCUAUUUGUGUCGUCGUUUUGUUGUCGCCGGGUUGUUUGUUGCUAUUUGUGUCGUCGUUUUGUUGUCGCCGGGUUGUUUGUUGCUAUUUGUGUCGUCGUUUUGUUGUCGCCGGGUUGUUUGUUGGUAUUUGUGUCGUCAUUUUGUUGUCGCCGGGUAGUUUGUUGCUAUUUGUGUCGUCGUUUUGUUGUCGCUGGGCUGUUUGUUGCUAUUUGUGUCGUCAUUUUGUUGUCGCCCGGCUGUUUGUUGAUGUUGCUAUUUUUGGUUCUGUUUUGUUGUUGUUGUUGUUGGACUAUUUGUUGUCGCUAUUUUCGGUGCUGCUGUUUUGUUGUUAGAUGGGUUGUUUCUAUUUUUGUUAUCACUGUUUUUACUGUCUUUAUUUUAAUCUAUGUUUUCAAUAUUUAUUAUUAUUAUUAUUAUUAUUAUUAUUAUUAUUAUUGUUGGUGUUGUUGUUGUUGUUGUUGUUGUUGUUGUGAGGUGAAGUUGUAGGGGUGUAAACCUUUCUGCCCGCGUUGUUGUCCUGACAACCAAUAAGCAGCGCGAGUCUCGUGAAAAGGGGGCAGCAGAGCGACGCGCAGCAGCUCGCUCUCUCUCUCUCUCUCUCUCUCUCUCUCUCCCUCUCAGUGGUGAACUGCGCGCGGGCUGAAGCAGAGUCUCGUGUCCGCGGGUUUCUAUCGGACCUCCAGCGCGCGCUCCGCUUUCAGCACCGCGAGCGUCACGCGCGUCUCUGUCUCUGAACUCGGAGCUCGAGCUGCUGGGCUGUUUGCCUCCUGCUGGUUCUCCUUUUUCUCUUUUUUUCUGAACGCUGAUUACUUUUUCAUCUUUUUUUAUUCCCCUCUUUCUCGGAUCUACCGCUCGCGCGGAGAGUGUGCGUGUUGUGUGGAGUGUGUGAGGGAGAGCGUGCGCGCGUGAGUGUGUGGAGAUGUGGCGCGCGAGCAGACCGCGGCUGGCCCAGCUGCGCGCCUCCUUUUUCCGACUGCUGUGUCUUCUGCCCGCAGGAGUGUCGGUGCGGAGCGCGGACAUGCAGCGCGCGACAGACAACAUCACCAUCAGACAGGGGGACACGGCCGUCAUCAGGUGUUACGUGGAUGACAAGGUCUCCAAAGUGGCCUGGCUCAACCGCUCCAACAUCAUCUUUGCCGGGGAGGAUAAAUGGUCCCUGGACCCUCGUGUGGACCUGGUGACCAAGGGCCAGCUGGAGUACAGUCUGCGCAUCCAGAAAGUGGACGUGUACGACGAGGGGCCCUACACCUGCUCCAUUCAGACCAAGCAGCAGUCCAAGACCUCCCAGGUCUACCUCAUCGUCCAAGUUCCCGCCAACAUAUACAGAGUUUCGGAGGACAUCACUGUGAACGAAGGCAGCAACGUCACGCUGAGCUGCCUCGCUAACGGCAGGCCGGAUCCCUCCAUCACCUGGAGGCUGCUCAAUCCAUCAGCAGAGACUCUGGAGGUGGGCGAGUAUUUGGAAAUUUACGGAAUCAUGCGCACUCAAGCCGGACGCUACGAGUGCAAAGCCAGCAACGACGUAGCAACGCCUGACGUCAAAUACGUCAACGUGGUCGUCAACUAUCCACCUUUCAUUAAGGUUGCUAAAAGCUCGGAGACGCAGAUGGGCCGUUUGGGUGUCCUGCAGUGUGACGCCACAGCCGUGCCUAAACCAGAGUUCGAGUGGUACCGAGACGACAAGAGGCUGUCUAAUAUGCAGGGCAUCACUAUUCAGAUCGUUGGUACUCGUACCCUUUUGCUGGUAGCCAACGUCACAGAAGAUGAUUACGGAAACUACACCUGUGUGGCCACCAACCGACUGGGAAGACACAACGCUAGCGUGUUCCUUUACAGACCUGGAACUGGACGGGACAUCAACGGCUCGGCAUGCAUCUGUCUGUCCAUGUGGCUCCUCGUCCUGCCCCUCCUCCUGCCUCUACUCAAUUGUUAAUACUCAGCGCUGCAGUCCUUCACCACCACACCUCCUUUCUCUCCUUCUCCUCCUUAUAAUCUCUCUCUCUUUAUCUCUCUCUCUAUCCCUCUCUCUCCU